Molecule: messenger RNA, 869 nt
Organism: Fusarium vanettenii 77-13-4
Lineage: Eukaryota; Fungi; Ascomycota; Sordariomycetes; Hypocreales; Nectriaceae
Exons: 1
Source: RefSeq, a predicted model, not a curated record
CUUUCUCCUCGUCUCGUCUCGUCUCCUCAAUAUCUACAUCUCUCCUUCUGUUCAUAUCGACUGAUAUCCUAUCCUUUCUCGCGAACCACAGAUCGGACCCUCAUUCCUACGCGCUCCCUAGUCGCAAUCCACCACUCCCUCUCCUUUUCAGAGUCACACAGCGCAUCACCGCUUCACAAUGGCCUACAAGCAAGACGAGCCGCCCGCCUACGGCCCUCCCCCAGGUGCCCCUCAGCCUACUUACGGUGGCUAUCAGCAAGAUCCAUACCAGCAGCAGCAGGGCCCUCCGCCAGGUCAGCAAGGCUACUAUCAGCAGGGCCCUCAGAUGGGAUACUACAACCAGCAGCAAGGUCCCUUCCCAGCUGGACAGGGCCCCUAUCCUCCUCAGCCAGGUCCUUAUGGCCAGCCCGGUGGCCCUCCUCCUCAAGGUUACUAUCCCGAAGACGAUAGGAGAGGUGGUGGUUCCGGAGGUGGCCUCAUGACUGGAUUGCUCGCUGGUCUAGCCUGCUGCUGCUGCUUGGACUGCCUCUUCUAAACAACAAAACAAAAAACCGACUACGCAAAGACCUACCACCGCGAUAUCACCAUCACUACACUGCGCAAGAUUCUCUCAAGAUUUUGAUGGCAAUUGGGCGCCCUAUUUCGCAAAAGGCAGGAGAUUAAGGGGGCGAGCGCAGCGUUGGCGCAUCUGAAGAUGGGGCAGAAUUCACUGGAAUGUUAAAGGCGUUGGGGUUUUCGUUUUGAUUAGGUACCUGGAAAGGACUCAUUCAGCUGUUUUUUGCUUGUUUCCUUGAUAUCAAAGCACGAACUUCUAAUCAUAUAAUUCACCUGAACGAAUGCAGACUAGUAUGUGCUGUGUGUGUUGUGCA